Molecule: messenger RNA, 1116 nt
Organism: Miscanthus lutarioriparius
Lineage: Eukaryota; Viridiplantae; Streptophyta; Magnoliopsida; Poales; Poaceae
Source: the annotation of a GenBank genome assembly
AUGGCUCUGCUUCCCGCCGCAGGGGCGGCGGCGCUGGCGACGCCCUUCGCCGCCCAGCCGUGCGGCCUCCGGCGGGCGUAUGCUCCUCCUGCCGCGGCCCUGCGGCUCGGUCCGCUCUUCUGGCCGUGGGAAAAGGUGAAAAUUGGUCCCCUUUCUGUUUCCCCCAUGGGUUUUGGAACAUGGGCAUGGGGAAACCAGCUACUUUGGGGCUAUCAAGAAAGCAUGGACAACGAACUUCAGGACUGCUUCAAUCUGGCUCUAAGGAAUGGCAUAAACCUUUUUGACACUGCUGACUCGUAUGGAACUGGAAGGCUGAAUGGACAAAGCGAACGGCUACUCGGUAAAUUCAUCCUUGAGUUUGAAGGGACGAUUAAAUCUCCAGAUGAUGUGAUCAUUGCAACUAAGUUUGCUGCAUAUCCUUGGCGACUUACAUCGGGGCAGUUUGUCAGCGCCUGCAAGUCUUCUUUGGAAAGAUUGCAACUUGAUCGGCUCGGAAUAGGGCAGCUGCAUUGGUCUACUGCUAACUAUGCACCCUUGCAGGAGCGCGCCCUCUGGGAUGGACUAGUUGAAAUGUAUGAAAAGGGUCUCGUAAGUGCUGUCGGCGUCAGCAACUACGGGCCAAAGCAGCUUCUGAAGAUCCACAGUUAUCUAGCUUCUAAAGGAGUUCCCUUGAGCUCAGCUCAGGUUCAGUUCUCACUACUGAGCAUGGGUGAGGAUCAGAUGGAACUGAAAACUGUGUGUGAUUCAUUGGGCAUUCGUCUCAUCUCAUAUAGUCCGCUUGGAUUAGGAAUGCUCACUGGGAAGUAUGAUGCUUCUAACCUCCCAAAAGGACCAAGGUCAGUGCUGUUCCGACAAAUUCUUCCUGGGCUGGAGUCUUUGCUGUCUUGCCUGAGAAGGACUGCCGAAAAGAAGGGGAAAACCAUGUCUCAGGUGGCCAUCAACUGGUGCAUCUGCAAAGGCACAAUUCCUAUCCCAGGAGUUAAAACUGUCAGGCAUGUCGAGGAGAACCUGGGCGCACUCGGCUGGAGGCUGAGUUCUGCUGAGAUCGCAGAGCUUGAGUCCGCGGCGAUGGCAGCUCCGAAGAAGAUGGUCCAGAAUGUCUUCCAGACUGCCUGA